Dryobates pubescens (Downy woodpecker) is the source of this 603-nucleotide messenger RNA. It is a transcript of the gene OMP, whose product is annotated as olfactory marker protein. Gene Ontology annotation, biological process: signal transduction; sensory perception of smell. The record is from RefSeq and is a predicted model, not a curated record. Gene Ontology annotation, cellular component: nucleus; axon; neuronal cell body. NCBI's taxonomy places the organism in Eukaryota, Metazoa, Chordata, Aves, Piciformes, Picidae. The transcript has a single exon. Bases 124 to 603 code for a protein of 159 amino acids.
AGCGCUGCUGGGGACCGUGGAGAGGGGGCACCAGCUCCAGGGGCUCGGUGGCUUUUCCCCCCUGCCUGUCCUGUCUGAGAGGCAAAGGUUGCUGAAGAAGCUCACGGAGGAGCAGCUCAGGCGAUGGCAGCCGAGGCAGGGCUGCUCAAGCUGCCCUUCACCCAUGACGACCAACUCACCCGCUGCAUGAGGCUGCGCUUCCAGAGCCUGCAGCAAAAGAACCUGAGGCCCCAGGACGGUGAGAAGCUGCUGCAAGCCCACGAGCACGUCUACAGGGUGGAUUUCGGCCGGCAGGACAGCCUGCGCUUCCUGCGCUGGGACAUCCAGCUGGAUGGACCUGGGAAGGUCACAGUGACCGGCACCUCCCAGCACUGGACUCCUGACCUCACCCACCUGAUGAACCGGCAGCUGCUGGAGCCAGCAGGCAUCUUCUGGAAGAAGCCAGGGGCCAGGGAGGUGGAGUGCAACGAGGCAGAUGCGCAGGAGUUUGGGGAGCGGGUGGCGGAGCUGGCCCGGAUCCGCAAGGUGAUGUAUUUCCUCCUGGCUUUCACCGAGGGCCUGGAGCCAGCUCAGCUGAAGGCCUCCAUUGUUUUUAAAGCUUGA